Hansenula anomala is the source of this 750-nucleotide messenger RNA. RefSeq lists its product as uncharacterized. The coding region runs from base 1 to 750 and encodes 249 amino acids. NCBI's taxonomy places the organism in Eukaryota, Fungi, Ascomycota, Saccharomycetes, Phaffomycetales, Wickerhamomycetaceae. The record is from RefSeq and is a predicted model, not a curated record. The transcript has a single exon.
AUGUUAUUGGGAUUACCAACAACUAAUGGAGCACAAACAUUGGGUGAAGGACAAGUUUUAUUGGAAAAGAUUGGAGCUGAAUUGAUAGAUAUGGAGCAAAUUCAAAUCCAUCCAACUGGGUUCAUCAAUCCAAAAGAUCCUGGAAGUAGAUGGAAGUUUCUUGCAGCUGAAUCACUAAGAGGAAUUGGUGGUGUUUUAUUGAAUACAGAUAAGAAUGAAAGAUUUAUUAAUGAAUUAAGUACAAGAGAUGUUGUUAGUCAAGCAAUUUUAAAACAACAGGAUUCCAAGGCUUUAUUAGUGUUGAAUGAUGAUAUGUAUCAAGAUUUUAAGUUUCAAUUAGACUUCUAUAUCAAGCAAGGUUUAGUUGUCAAGACAAGUGUUAAAGAUUAUUUCAAAGAGAAUGCAGGAAAAGUUGUUGAUUUACUUUCAAGAUAUUCCAAAGAGUCUAUCAGUGAUGAAUUCAACAGAGAAUACAAGGCACAUGUGUUCAAAGAGAUGAAGGUUUCAAGUGAGUUGCUCAUUGCAGAGAUCACACCAGUUGUUCACUUCACGAUGGGAGGAGUUAAGAUUAAUGGUGAUGGACAGGUUCUUGACACGAAAGGAGAUGUUAUUGAAGGGCUCUACGCUGUUGGAGAGGUGAGUGGAGGAGUCCACGGGGCCAAUAGAUUGGGAGGGAACAGUCUGCUCGAGUGUGUAGUGUUUGGGACGAGUGCAGCGAAGAGAAUAGCUGGAGAACUGGGCAAGUUGUGA